GCUGAAAUAUUUUACGAGACCCCCCUUAUAGAUUUUGUGGAGUAGAGCUCUAUAGUGUUCUCUGUGGCCCCCUCUAUUGCUUUACAUGUGUACUAAACCAGAAAAAUAUGACCACAGAAGAUCUAGUUGGACUCCCAAGGAGGCAUGGAGCAGCAAUUGUUGACAGUGCAUGCGUGCGUUUGUAUGUGUGUAUUCAUAACUCCACCGUAUCAUCUCCUCCUCAUUCCCCAAAAGCAAAGACCAAACCGAGCUCUUUCUUCUCGGUUCUUCUCCCCUGCUCACUUCUCACCUACCUUUUCUUCCCCCUCUCUCUCCUCAACACAACGCUGGACAUGGAAAUGGAUGGCAAAAUUCAGAUCAAGAAGCUUGCGAUGGAUUGAGAAGCUAGCAGAUCAGUCGAGCCGAAUCCCCUCUACAGCAAUCCUGCUUGCCUAGGACAGUCAUGGUUAUGAGCAAGAAAAUCGAUUCUUUUUUCACCAAAAAAGACCAAGCUGUUGUUGUUGAUGCAUCUGCAGCAUCUCAGUUGAUUGUGGUGAAUCCAGUGUCUCAAGAUGAACCAGAAUUGGCCAACCCAAUUCCCACAGAUCAUGUAGAAAAUGCAGACCAAAUAGAAGAUGCAUCUGUUGUUUCUGCAGUUAAAGAUUUUGUAAAGGUUGAUCCAGCUUUAAGGUGUCAAAUUUGGGCUUGUCCUGCUGAUAAACAAGAUGAAAUUAGAAAAGCUUAUAUGCAGCUCGGACCAUAUCAGCCGAAAAAAGAUGUUUAUCGUUCUUCCGGGGAAGGGAGUCGCAAGCGCAGGUUUCAGUAUCAUUGGUUUGCGGCUUUUUCAUGGCUAGAAUAUUCGCCUACAAAAGAUGCUGCAUUUUGUUUCCCAUGCUUCUUGUUUUCAAAGAAACCAACAGGAAAAUGUGGAUCUAAUACAUUUACGGUGAAAGGAUUUCAGAAAUGGAAAAGGGUGAAUGAUGGAAAACACUGUGCCUUCAUAUGUCACAUGGGGAAGGGUUCUAAUUCUGCUCACAAUUAUUCUGUUCAGUGCUAUGAUAAUUUGAAGAAUGGAUUUUGCCAGAUUGCACGGGUUAUGCAGAAGGUAUCUAAAGAGGAGAUUCUCAAAAAUAGGUUGCCAGAAAAUAUAUGUCUUCUAGCUGCAAAGUUUUACCCUUCUGAUUUUUUAGAGCAAGAAAGAGACAAUUUGAGGUGUCAACUGCGCCAUUAUGAGCUUGAUGUUCUAAGAAAUCAAGAGUUUUCGAACUUAUCCACUAUAGCUGAACUUUGCCAGAAACUUUUUGAGACCGAGAAGUUAACGGAUUAUCACUUGAUUGACAGGUUAAUUCGACUUGUUCUAACUUUACCAGUCUCAACAGCAACAACAGAGUGAGCUUUCUCCGCCAUGAAACUUGUGAAGACAAGACUCCGAAAUAAAAUGGAGGAUGAGUUUCUAAGAGAUUGUCUGAUAAUCUACAUCGAGAGGGAUAUUGUUUUCAAGUUCUCAACCGACACACUUAUAGAUGAGUUUGAUGCAAGGAAAAAGCGUCGACUAGACUUCAACUAAAUUCCACCUCUUUUAUUUCUUCUCGUCCAUAUUUUGUCUAUCUAAUGUAACCAGUAUAUCUCAGACCAAUAUAAUGUUAUUUUAGCAAGUUAUUAUGUGAAAAUGGUGAUCUUUUGA
Messenger RNA from Lolium perenne, 1663 nucleotides. RefSeq lists its product as uncharacterized. NCBI's taxonomy places the organism in Eukaryota, Viridiplantae, Streptophyta, Magnoliopsida, Poales, Poaceae. The record is from RefSeq and is a predicted model, not a curated record.